This is a messenger RNA of Hypoxylon trugodes, 2705 nucleotides long. Its product is annotated as potassium transporter. Gene Ontology annotation, biological process: potassium ion transmembrane transport. Lineage: Eukaryota; Fungi; Ascomycota; Sordariomycetes; Xylariales; Hypoxylaceae. Gene Ontology annotation, cellular component: membrane. Gene Ontology annotation, molecular function: potassium ion transmembrane transporter activity. The record is from RefSeq and is a predicted model, not a curated record. The coding region runs from base 182 to 2632 and encodes 816 amino acids. The transcript has 7 exons.
UCGCAACACACUAUUCAGGUCGGUAGAGGUAGUAGUCCUGUAUUGUUCUUUUAUAGCACAGCCCUCCCAUCCAUUCAAUAAUACCUCCCCAUCGUCUGCAAGUGUGGUGACAUGCAGUGAGUGACCGUCGGAAAAUAUUUUUACGUACUUGAAACCACGUUCGUAAUGCGGAUUCACAACCAUGGCGACGCCAAAGAUCACAAUUGCGACCGAUGACGACUUGUCCAUCAAGCCCGCAGAUUCGAGUAGCGCGCCGAAUCUCGGUGGUGUAUUCCACACGCGAAGCUUAUCACGACCUCGUAGUCGUCGAACGAAUUCCCGCCCCUCUCAUGAGAGGCGGAGCGAACAUCUCGAUGUGGAGGAUGAGGAUGAUUGGCUUCGCGAUGACGGCAGGAAGAAACAGGUCUUCAAGGGAACUGCGCUGCUUUGGUUGGCGUAUCAAUCGGUUGGUGCUAUUUACGGGGACAUUGGAACGAGUCCUCUAUACGUGUUUUCGAGUACCUUCACCGACCAACCUAGUUAUGACGACCUCCUUCAAGUUCUCUCGGUCGUCGUAUGGUCCUUGACCAUUAUGGUGACGCUGAAGUACAUUUUGAUCAUCUUACACGCCGACAACCAGGGAGAAGGGGGCACGUUCAGCUGCUAUUCACUUCUCACUCGAUAUGCGAAUAUUACCGAUCGCGAUCCGCGCGAAGCUCGUCUUAUAAAGAUGGAGCGUCAUGAGACUCAGGAUAUGCGCCCGAGUAAUAGAACCGUUCGCUCAACUAUUGAGCGAAGUAUGUUCACGCGUGGUUUACUAAAGACUAUUGGUGUGCUCGCGGUCUCGAUGGUUAUCGCAGACGGUGUUCUUACACCUGCGCAAUCCGUCCUUGGUGCAGUCCAAGGUCUCUCGGUGGUAAGCUCUAACAUAACCAGUCCCACCAUCGUCGGUACAUCAUGUGGAAUAUUAGUCGUGCUUUUCCUCAUCCAACCUCUCGGCACUACGAAGCUCGCCACCGUUUUCGCUCCAAUUGUGAUCUUGUGGCUCGGAUUCAAUGCUGGUUUUGGCAUUUACAACCUGGUCCAGUAUGAUCAUUCAGUAUUGAAAGCCUUCUCACCGUAUUAUGCUAUCCACUUCUUCAUGGAGAAGAAAACGGAGGGCUGGAAGAUGCUCGGUGGGAUCUUACUCGCAUUUACCGGUGUAGAGGCCUUGUUCGCGGACCUUGGCGCGUUUAGUAUGAGAGCCAUCCAGAUUAGUUGGCUGUCCUGGUGCUACCCUUGCUUGCUGCUGGCGUAUGUCGGACAGGCUGCGUAUAUCAGUGUGCAUCCUGACGCGUACACAAAUCCGUUUUACAAUGCAGUCCCUCCUGGUAUGCUGUACCCCAGUUUAAUUGUAGCUGUGCUUGCAGCUAUUGUUGCUUCGCAAGCUAUGAUUACGGCAGUUUUUCAGCUCAUUAGUCAAUUGAUGAAACUAUCAUACUGUCCUCAAGUGAAAGUCGUCCACACAUCGACGAAAUUCCAUGGGCAACUCUAUGUACCAUUCGUUAAUUGGAUCUUAUUGUGUGGAACUAUUCUUGUCACUUGCGUCUACUCCAACACAACUCGCCUCGGAAAUGCAUACGGUGUAUGUGUUAUGUUCGUGACGUUUUUCGAUACCUGCAUGGUAACCCUCGCGUCUCUAAUCGUCUGGGGAUUUUCACCAUAUCUCGUCUUCAUACCGUGGCUCUUCUUCGCCACUGUCGACGGCCUAUACUUAUCGUCGGCGCUCACAAAAGUCCCCGACGGAGCUUGGUUCACGAUCACCAUUGCCGGAAUUCUUGGCUGCAUCUUCCUGCUCUGGCGCUUCGGCAAGGAAAACCAAUGGCGUGCUGAAGCCGAAGACCGUUUCCGACCCGGGCAACUAGUCCACCGAACGGAAGACACCCUCGAUAGCCCCUUAGUUAUGGCCCCUCGCUGGGGUGGCGGCGCAGUUAGCCGCUUCAGAGGUUUCGGUAUUUUCUUCGACAAGACAGGUAUACUCACACCAACCGUAUUUACACAAUUCGUUAGCAAAUUCGGUACGGUACCCGACGCCAUGGUAUUCUUCCACCUACACCCAGUCGAAGCCCCAUCUGUUCCCUCGAGUGAACGCUACGCCAUCUCGCGCAUCCCCGCCAUCCCCUGCUGUUACAGACUCGUCGUGCGACGCGGUUUCAUGGACGAAGUUAUCACUCCAGAUUUAGCAGCCCUGAUUUACGAGCAAGUGCGCGACUUCGUUAUUCGCAAGGCUACUAGUGGCGAUGAAGACGAGCAAGUUGGUACCGUAGAGGAUAGGGCGCAGGAGCAAAGCCAAACUAACGGGUCUACGGCGGGACUUGAUUUUACCACCACACCCGCUGCGGCGAGGCCAGUCGAGAGGAAUUUGGCGGUUCGCGUGCUCGCGGAUGAGGCGGCAAAAGCGGAGCUUGGAAGACUAGAUCGGGCGUUCGCUACGAAGGUCGUGUAUGUUGUUGGUAAGGAACAGAUGCGUAUUAGGGAUCACCCCGUGUCGUUUCCUCGGCGUAUCAUAUUGACGACGUUCCUCUGGAUAAGGGAUAAUACACGAGCUAAGAUUGCAAACUUGCGACUUGCGAUGGAUAGAGUUGUCGAAGUUGGUUUUGUAAAGGAGAUCUAGGGGUGUUGGCAGGGGGCACCUAGAUUAACAUAAAGUGAAAUGACGAAGUCAAGAUAUUUUGAAAUAGAUGUAG